AAAAAUUGUACGAAACGCACCGCACGAAAACAAUUUUAACAUCUCCACCAUUUUUGCCCCUUUCAAGUCUCUGCAUCUGCUCUCACCAAAAACUGAAUAAAGAAAACUUCACUCAAAUUCAGAUUUCAAGCUCCCAUGGCUCUCAAUCUUCGCCAAAAACAAACUGAAUGUAUUACUAGAAUGUUGAAUCUGAAUCAGCCUGUGAAUGCGACUGGGACGGCAAAUGUAGAGGUUUAUAAGAUCUUGAUCUAUGAUAGGUUUUCACCGUUGAUCCAUGUUAAGGAUCUUCGCAAACAUGGGGUGACCCUUUAUUUUCUGAUUGAUAAAGAUCGUAAGCCUGUUCAUGAUGUGCCUGCUGUAUAUUUUGUUCAAGCAAAUCAACAGAAUAUACAAAGAAUUAUAGCUGAUUCUUCGGCUUCACUUUAUGAUAGUUUCCACCUGAAUUUUUCGUCCUCAAUACCUCGUGCACUGCUUGAAGAUUUGGCAUCUAGGACAUUGAAUUCGGAUUCGAUUCAGAGGAUCUCAAAGGUCCAUGAUCAGUAUUUGGAGUUUGUGACUUUAGAGGAUAAUUUGUUUUCAUUGGCUCAGAAGAGUAGUUAUGUUCAGUUGAAUGAUCCAAAAGCUGGGGAUAGAGAAAUCGAGGAGAUUAUUGAGAAGAUUGUUGGUGGGUUGUUUUGUGUGUUGGCUACUGUAGGGGUGGUGCCGAUCAUAAGGUGUCCACAUGGUGGGCCGGCAGAGAUGGUUGCUUCUGCAUUGGAUCAGAAAUUGAGGGAUCAUUUGUUGUCUAAGAACAAUUUAUUUUCUGAAGGUGGGAAUUUUGUGAGCUCAUUUCAGCAUCCGAUUUUGUGUCUUUUUGACAGGAAUUUUGAGCUUUCAGUUGGGAUACAACAUGAUUUUCGAUACAGGCCACUCGUACAUGAUGUACUGGGUUUGAAGCUUAACAGAUUGAGUGUGCAGGGUGAAAAGGGUGGGAUGAAGUCGUUUGAGUUAGACAGUUCAGAUCCAUUUUGGGUGGCAAAUGGGUGGUUGGAAUUUCCUGAAGUGGCAGUGGAGAUUGAGACUCAACUGACAAAGUAUAAGAAGGAUGUUGAUGAAGUGAAUAAGAGAACGGGGGGAACUGGUGGUGCUGAGUUCGAUGGGACUGACUUAAUUGGAAACACAAAGCACUUGAUGAAUGCAGUGAACUCGCUGCCUGAAUUGACGGAGAGGAAGCAGGUGAUUGAUAAACACACAAACAUUGCAACUGUAUUAUUGGGUGAGAUCAAGGAGAGGUCUCUUGAUUCUUAUGCAAAAAAGGAAAAUGACAUGCUGGUCAGAGGAGGCAUAGAUCGAAGUGAACUGCUAGCUGUACUUAAAGGAAAAGGCAAUAAGAUGGAUAAAUUGCGGUUUGCAAUUUUGUAUCUAAUUUCUUCAGAAACUAUUAAUCCGUCAGAAGUAGAGGCUGUGGAAGCAGCACUUAGGGAGGCUGAGGUUGAUAGUAGUGCAUUUCAAUAUGUGAAGAAGAUGAAAUCAUUGAAUGUCUCAAUGGCAUCAGCAAAUUCCGCAAGUAGAAAUAACAUUGUUGAUUGGGCAGAGAAACUAUAUGGGCAGUCAAUCAGUGCUGUGACGGCUGGUGUGAAGAAUCUAUUAUCUAGUGACAGGCAGCUAGCAUUGACAAGGACUGUGGAAGCUUUGAUGGAGGGGAAACCAAAUCCAGAAAUUGAUCCGUACCUCAUGUUUGAUCCUCGUGCUCCUAAGACAGGCUCUGGUAGCAGCCAACUAAAGGGACCUUUUAAAGAAGCUAUUGUUUUCAUGAUUGGUGGUGGUAACUAUAUGGAGUAUGGCAGCUUGCAAGAGCUUGCAAAGCGUCAGCAGCCUAUUAAGCAUGUUAUAUAUGGAACAACAGAGAUUCUCACAGGAGCGGAGUUUGUUGAUCAGCUUGCAUCGUUGGGACAGAAGAUGGGAUUGGGCAACACAGGUGCCUCUUCAACCCAUUAACACAGAUACGUUUAUGUAUAUGCUUUUCAGUCUCUUUUGUUUGAUGGCUUACGCACCAAAAGGGGCCACUAUGUGGUUGAGAAAAUGCAGAUUUUUAAGUGGAAUAUAUAUUUGAAGGCACACUAUAUGGUCGGUCUAUGUGCCUGGUUUUUGUAAUAUCUCCUUGAUCUUUCAAAUGAGCUUGGGACCCUACUUAGUUUUUGACAAUUUAGAAGAACGUUUUAAUUUUUAUUAUAGAAGAUAGGUAUUUGCUGUUGAAAAGCUUCUAAAAUCCCCAUUGAAUUCUGUUGUUGGAAUAUAUCUGUUUCAUUUGCUGUAAUUGAAAUCAUGACCUCAGAGAAGACUUGUUUGUUAAUUUUUACCCCUAUCAAUAUAUGAGCGUUUAUUCAGAUUCAGUUGAU
Molecule: messenger RNA, 2378 nt
Organism: Pistacia vera
Lineage: Eukaryota; Viridiplantae; Streptophyta; Magnoliopsida; Sapindales; Anacardiaceae
Product: SEC1 family transport protein SLY1
Biological process (GO): intracellular protein transport; endoplasmic reticulum to Golgi vesicle-mediated transport
Cellular component (GO): cytosol; Golgi membrane
Molecular function (GO): syntaxin binding
Source: RefSeq, a predicted model, not a curated record